This is a messenger RNA of Neoarius graeffei (lesser salmon catfish), 2254 nucleotides long. RefSeq names its product cytosolic phospholipase A2 gamma-like. Gene Ontology annotation, cellular component: nucleoplasm; nuclear envelope; cytosol. The coding region runs from base 55 to 1725 and encodes 556 amino acids. Gene Ontology annotation, molecular function: calcium ion binding; calcium-dependent phospholipid binding. The transcript has 14 exons. NCBI's taxonomy places the organism in Eukaryota, Metazoa, Chordata, Actinopteri, Siluriformes, Ariidae. Gene Ontology annotation, biological process: glycerophospholipid catabolic process. The record is from RefSeq and is a predicted model, not a curated record.
AUUCCAAACCACAUUCACAACCUUGUGAGUGGACUUCAGCAACUAGAGGAAAAGAUGUCUCAGAGCAAACCUAUCCAACGUACCGAAGUCAGGAUUGGUCAUUCUCUGAAUGAAGGAGAGCAGGACCAUGUUUCCAGGAGGAGAGAGACUGUUCUGCAGUGCUUAAAGAGACAUGGCAUCAGCUGCAGUCAGGAUACAAUGCCCAACAUUGCACUGCUGGGCUCUGGGGGAGGUGAGCGAGCCAUGCUGGGGUUACUGGGAUCACUGGUUCAACUAAAGAACUGUGAUCUCCUGGACAGCAUAAUGUACCUGAGUGGAGUCUCAGGAUCCACAUGGUGCAUGGCAUCCUUAUAUAAAGAGUCAGACUGGUCCACCAAUCUGGACGCUGUGAAGGAGAAUAUCAUUAAAAGGCUUGAUGGGCCUGAAGUCAGCUGGUCGGAUGCUUGGAAAAAACUGAACAAAUACUAUGACCAGAAUGACAACUUCUCCCUGACAGACGUCUGGGCUGUAAUGUUUGUCACUAUGAUCAUGAAAGAGAUUGAUGAAAACACUAUAAGCGGUCAGAGAGAGAAUCACAGCAAAGACCCAUAUCCCAUCUACACUGUGAUUGACAAGCAGUGCAAAAAGAAGGAACUGAACCGAGAUGUCUGGUUUGAGGUUGCGCCUCAUGAAGCUGGCUACUCCCUCACUGGUGCGUUUGUGGACUAUGCCUAUUUUGGGAGUCAGUUUGAAGAAGGACGUUUAGUGAAAAAACAACCUGAGAUUGACAUGCUGUAUCUGCAAGGACUCUGUGGCAGUGCCCUCGCUGAUGGACAAGAGAUACUGAUAUGGUUAUGGGAACAUAUCAAAAACUUACUUCCAUUUGCGCAAUACUCACUCCGGGGCCAAAAGGUGCUCUUAACUCUCAUGGAGCUGAACGUAUGUGUUCUGAACAAGGAAGACCCCACAAGUCUAAUCACAGAAAUGACUGUGCAGCUAGAAGGAAAGCUGGAUAAACAUGGGAGAGCAAUGUUCAUCUCUAAAAAAGAGUUACUACAUGACCGGGAUCAUCAGAUACUGAAGAAAUACACACUGAUGAUAUGUAAAAAUUUCCAAGAUUGGUUUGAGGACGCUCCGGUUUCCCCCACAGUCCAAAGACAUGCAGAGGCACGGAUCUCGUGGAUUAUACCAAAGAUCUUUGAGCUUCUUACAAACUGGACAUGGGGAACAACACACAAUUUCCUCCACCAAAUGAAAGUGGAAGAUGUGGACCCCUCUGUUCUGAGUGAGGAGGAGAGAAAUUAUAUGGAUGCUGGGCUGCUGAACAACUCUCCUUAUUUCCCAAUGCUGAGAAAAGAGAGACACAUCGAUCUCUUUAUCUCCCUUGAUUUCAGUUCUGGAGACCCCAUGGAGACUGUGGUUAAAGCUUCUGAAAUGUGCAAGGAAUUGAAGAUUCCGUUCCCUGAGGUAAAACCACCACCAAAGUCUUCUGAGCCAGAUGACUUCUAUUGUUUUGAGGGGAAGAACGGAGCUCCAACUGUGAUCCACAUUCCCCUUUUCAACAAAGUCAACUGUCAUGGUCAUAUUAAGGACUGGGAGAAAGAAUAUACGACCUUUCAUGAGCCCUACAGUGGUGACGUGAUCAUCAAGCUGAUUGAGAAAGCAGGCGAGAAUGUGAUAAACAACAAGGGAAAACUCAUUAGAGUGAUACGGUCUGUCACCGAGGAAAAGGGUAAAACACAAUAGAGUGUGUUUGCCUUCAACUACAAGCUUGGGUGGUGAGCAAAUUGCAGUAAUUCAUGUCAGUGCUUCAUGCCACAUUAUGUUUAUUUUUAUAAAUCUGAUUCUGAGAUAGUGAUUGUUUUCUGGCCUGUGGGGUUACUGAUUGAUCAACUCAGUACAAUCUCAGUACAACAAUAUGUUUUGCUCUUGUGUAAUGACCAGGCACCUGAUCUAGAUUUUUGAACUUCACCUGCUUUACCUCAUUUCAUAAAUACAUAUUCAUGGAAAUAGUCUGUCUCAAAAACCUUUAAAUUCUUUAUUUUUGAGUUAUCUUUCGCUGAUGCUUAGUCAUCAUCUUGCUGGCAUCAGACAGUGCUUAAAAAUAUGACACAUUAUUUCAAUAAUCACUAAUCACAUAUUCAUGGAAAACUAUUUUAGUGUUUAAAACCAUCAUAUACAUGUUUGUGUAAUACAUGAUAUUUUCUACUGGUAUGUUGGUUAUUUCCUAAAAAUUACUGCAAAAAUGUCAAUAAAGUUCAUGCAUUUAUUUUCA